AUGAAUGACUUGAUCCCUUUAGUCAAUAAACUCCAAGAUGUUUUUAAUACGAUUGGUAGUGACACUGUAGAUUUGCCUCAAAUAAUUGUCGUUGGAUCACAGUCAUCUGGCAAAUCUUCAGUUCUCGAGAACAUUGUACAACGGGAUUUUUUACCCCGCGGUAAUGGCAUUGUUACUCGACGACCUUUAGUUCUUCAACUUGUUAAUAUACAUACCAGUGAAGAUUCUGAACCUGAAGAAUAUGGAGAAUUUUUGCACGCUUCAAAUCAAAAGUUUACUGAUUUUACAGAAAUUAGAAAGGAAAUCGAAGCAGAAACGGCUAGAAUUGCUGGUCAAAAUAAGGGAAUCUCAAGGUCUCCCAUGCAACUUAAAAUUUAUUCACCUAAUGUUCUUAAUUUGACUUUGGUAGAUUUGCCUGGAUUAACAAAGAUUCCAGUUGGUGACCAACCUACUGAUAUUGAGAAUCAAACUAGGAGUUUAAUACAUGAUUACAUUUCUAAACCUAAUAGGCAUGUUUUUAUUAAAUUUGUCCAAACUUAUUUAUUUGACGCUGUUAGUGCAGCUAAUGUUGACUUGGUAAAUUCGGAAAGUCUAAAACUUGCAAAGCAAGUUGAUCCUGAAGGAAGACGUACCAUCGGAGUCUUAACAAAGUUAGAUCUUAUGGAUGCUGGUACAAAUGCGUUAGAUAUUCUAACUGGUCGUGUUUUUCCUUUAAAGCUGGGGUUCAUUGGAGUCGUUAAUCGUAGCCAACAAGAUAUUGUGGGUAAUAAACCAAUGGUUGAAGCUUUGAAGUCUGAAGCUGAAUUUUUUAAACAUCAUCCGGCUUAUCGAAGUAUUGCCUCCCGGUGCGGUACUCCUUUCUUGUCCAAAACAUUGAAUAACAUUCUCAUGAAUCAUAUAAGGGAAAGGUUACCAGACAUAAAAACUCAUAUUAAUACUCUGAUUGGAAAAGAAUCACGAAAACUUUCGUCAUAUGGAGAUCCUACACUUGAAGGAAAAUCAAAUAGGGGAGCAUUAAUACUGAAGCUUCUUACCAAGUUCGCUAAUGAUUUUGUUUCAUCAAUUGAUGGAACAUUCACGGACAUUUCUACAAAGGAAUUAUGUGGUGGUGCUCGAAUAUAUUAUAUUUUCAAUAAUGUUUUUGGCGCAGCACUCGAAUCAAUUAGGCCUUGUGGAAAUCUCUCAGUUCAAGAUAUUCGAUAUGCCAUUCGUAAUUCUUAUGGUCCACGCCCUUCUUUAUUUGUCCCGGAAAUUGCAUUUGAUCUUUUGGUCAAGCCUCAGAUUCUUUUACUUCAGCAGCCAAGUUUAAGAUGCGUCGAACUCGUUUAUGACGAGUUAAUGAAAAUCUGUCAUGGUUGCGGAACUAAACUUCUUGAAGUUGUUUGUGACUUACUUCGUGAACGACUAGCUCCUACUUCCGAGUACGUUGAAAGUUUAAUUAGCAUUCAACAUGCUUACAUAAAUACCAAUCAUCCGGAUUUUAUUGGCGGAGGCGCUGCUAUAUCAGAUCUCGUUCGAAAGAAUGAAAGAAAGCGAAGGGAAUUUGAAAAACUAAAUGAAAAACUAAACAGAAGGUCGAACAAUUCGAGCGGUGUUUUACAUGUGAGCGUUCAAUCAAGUAUUGUUAGUAAAGAUGAAAAUGAUGGUCCACUUGCUUCAGAUAAUUUAAAAGAACUUGGCGGAACUAAAGAUAACCUACCAAAUGGCAUGAAUAAUACUUCAUGGGCUCAGCGCGAGUCAUUUUUAACAUACUUCUUCGGAAGUGGGAAUAAGACCGAUAGAACGGUAUUACCUGAUCAAUCAAUAUCCAAUAGAAAUUCCAGAGAUAUUGAAGAGUUGGAGCAAAAGUUAGAACAUAUUUCUUUAAAUGAAGGUGCCAAUCAUCUGACUGAACGUGAAGAAAUGGAAACUCAAUUAAUACGUUCACUUAUUACAUCUUAUUUCGACCUUGUACGUAAAACAAUUCAAGAUACUGUUCCGAAAGCCAUUAUGUACCAUUUGGUCAAUCGUUCUCGUGAAACGGUUCAAAAUAGAUUGGUCGAAGAAUUAUAUAAAGAGGAAUUGUUUGCCGAUUUGUUACAAGAAGAUGAGAAUUUGACUAAUGAAAGGCAAAAAUGUAAGACUAUGCUUGAUGUUUACAGAAAAGCCUUUGAAAUCAUUAACGAGGCCAUGUAA
This is a messenger RNA of Funneliformis geosporum, 2175 nucleotides long. The record is from the annotation of a GenBank genome assembly. NCBI's taxonomy places the organism in Eukaryota, Fungi, Glomeromycota, Glomeromycetes, Glomerales, Glomeraceae.